CAGUUUUAUACUUCCGGUUAGAUUUGCAUGUUCUUGAGGGAGCGCUUCAGAGGGUGGAGCCAUGAGCUGGAUCUGUAUCGCGGUCAAGGGAUACCGUCUGUCGUCUUCCUUUGUGUUAACAUCAAGAUGGACAAGAAUAAGACCUACUUGGAAAUUGGAAUACAGCACAAAGUCUGAGAAACCUGAGCAACCUAUUGGACGAUAUCCUGUCCCAUAUAAAAAGGAUCUGCCAUAUGACAUUGUUGAACUGAUGGAGGAGGUAGAAACUAAGAGUGGUUUUUUGCCAAACAUAUUCAAGGUGCUUUCCUAUCGACCUAUAGAAUUCAGGGUGUUCUUUGCAUACUACAAUGCCCUAAUGAACAAAGAAACAGGUAAUCUCAGCAAAGCGGAUAGAGAGCUGAUUAUUGUGGCCACAAGUGCUAAUAAUCACUGUCCCUACUGUGUUAUUGCACAUAGUGCCCUACAUCGGAUAUAUUCCAAAAAUCCAAUUCUAGCAGAUCAGGUGGUUGUGAACAGGCACCUGGCUGACCUGGAUGAUCGGCAACAUGCCAUGUUGGAUUUUGCUCUUGCUGUGAGCAAUGCAGAAAACAUCAGUGAAGAUCACCUUAAAAAACUGGAGAUGCAUGGAUUUGAUUGUGAGGAUGCUUGGGACAUUGCCGCAAUAACUGCGUUUUUCGCAAUGUCCAACCGUCUAGCUCACCUUAUUGAUUUGCAUCCGAAUGAAGAAUUUUAUACACUGGGAAGAUUGCCCAGGGAGAAGGAUAAGAGUGAAGGUUAAGAUUAUCUGAUGUCUAGUUCUGUUUCAGCCUGCUGUUUAUUUUGAAAGUAGCUUACUUUUAUUUAAGUUUGAAGUAAAAGCUCUGGAACCCAGAGCUAGUAGUUUACGAAAUGCAAAAUACAACUAGAAUUCGAGAUAAGUUAAUGAUUUCUAUAUAAAGUUGAAACUGAGAAUUCUUGCACAGCUAUUAAAGUCAGGAAAUAACAAAUGAAGUGAAUUGAACAUCUAUCCAACUGUUACAAAAUUGCAUGCCGAAUAAUUUUGUACUAUUUAAUAUUUUUAUUCGUUUACAGGAUGAGGGUGUUGCUGGCAAGGCCAGCAUUUCUUGCCCAGAGGGCAGUUAAUAGUUAACCACACUAUUGUGGGUCUGGAGUCGCAUGUAGGCCAGACAAG
This is a messenger RNA of Rhincodon typus (whale shark), 1171 nucleotides long. RefSeq lists its product as uncharacterized. The transcript is spliced from 5 exons. Bases 62 to 778 code for a protein of 238 amino acids. Gene Ontology annotation, molecular function: peroxiredoxin activity. The record is from RefSeq and is a predicted model, not a curated record. NCBI's taxonomy places the organism in Eukaryota, Metazoa, Chordata, Chondrichthyes, Orectolobiformes, Rhincodontidae.